GCUCCUUUUCUCCUGAUUCUGGAGAGAGAGAGCGAGCUACUGAUACAUACAAAUCUCAGAAUCUAUUUUCCUGUUAUUGUUGAGAAGGCGAUUUUCAUUACCAACGUAGAAAAUGUUCAGAAACCAGUACGACACCGACGUCACGACCUGGUCGCCGGCGGGGCGGCUUUUCCAAGUGGAGUACGCAAUGGAGGCGGUGAAGCAGGGCUCGGCAGCAAUUGGUCUGAGAUCGAAGACCCACGUGGUGCUCGCGUCCGUCAACAAGGCCAGCUCGGAGCUUUCCUCGCACCAGAAGAAGAUCUUCAAGGUGGACGACCACAUCGGUGUCGCCAUCGCCGGGCUUACGGCGGACGGCCGUGUGCUUUCCAGAUACAUGCGCAACGAGUGCAUCAGUUAUUCUUAUACCUACGAGUCGCCGCUCCCCGUCGGCCGCCUUGUUGUUCAGCUGGCCGACAAGGCUCAGGUCUGCACACAACGAUCAUGGAAACGGCCUUACGGGGUAGGUCUCCUGGUAGGUGGGCUGGACGAGUCCGGGGCCCACUUAUACUACAACUGCCCUAGUGGAAAUUACUUUGAGUACCAGGCUUUUGCCAUUGGGUCGAGGUCCCAGGCUGCCAAGACUUAUCUCGAGCGAAAAUUCGAGACCUUCACAAGCUCUUCUCGAGAUGACUUGAUCAAGGAUGCUCUUUUCGCGCUUCGCGAGACUUUACAAGGCGAGAAGCUGAGUAGCUCAGUGUGCACGAUUGCUGUGUUAGGUACAGGCGAGGCCUUUCACGUGCUGGAUCACGAGACUGUGCAGGGAUUGAUCGAUGAGUUUGAGGUGGCAGGGGAGGAUUUGCCUGCGGACGAGACCACCGAUGGCAAUGGUGGAGAUGCGGCUGCUGCAGCUGCUGCACCUAUGGAUAUCUGAUGAGUUUUCUUUCUUUUGGUUCUUUUUGAAUUGAAGUGUUUGUUUGUUUUUUUUAAAGAUGUUUUAGAUGGAAGUGGACAGGUUUUUAUCUGUUUGAGGGGGAAAGGGGAACUUGCUAUAUUUGCCAAGUGGAUUUUAUAUGUUCGUGUUUUCGGAUGAUAUUAUUGAUUGUGAUGAUGAUGAUCUGUGGGGUGUUUUAAUGAUGUUACUGAUGUUGGUUGAAUUGGUUUUGGCAUUUGGUUUUCUUUGGAAUUAUUGAUUAGCUUUUUGGGUUUUAUGUGAG
Striga asiatica is the source of this 1193-nucleotide messenger RNA. NCBI's taxonomy places the organism in Eukaryota, Viridiplantae, Streptophyta, Magnoliopsida, Lamiales, Orobanchaceae. The record is from the annotation of a GenBank genome assembly.